AUGGCUCUCAUAACAUCCCAAACCCUCAUCACGUCCAUAUCGCUCUUCCACAUCACCCUGGGCUUCUUCUUCCUCACAAAUCCCAGCACUAUCAACGACCAAAUCCUCGUCCAAGUCCUCGGCCAAAGCAUGGGAAUCCCCUUUGCGCGCGGCUUCGACGCACAAUCCCACACCCUCAGCUUUCUAGCCGUCGUCCUCGCCUUCUUUGGCUUCAGCGACCUCCUCUCGCUGGGUAUGCCCGAGGAGCUAGGCUCCCUGUACUACUGGGGAACACAAGGUACUCUUUCCCGCCAACCGUACUCACACCAAGGAGUUGCUAACGGAUUCCCAGCCCCCAUGCGAGCCUUCCUCUCCAUGACACUCACCUUCUACACCUACACGUUCGGCCCGUCAUCCCCUCUCUACGGCGGCGCAACGCACCGCACCCGCGGCGGUUACAACGCUUCAUACUCGGCCGCCUCGUGGGGCGGUGACGGUCUCAAGAACCGCGUCUUCUUCACAUUUGUGUUCAUUGAGAUGAUUGCCUGGUUUUGGGUAUGGGUUACGCUGAGGGAGGAAAAGGCCGGCGUGGUGGAGAGGAUGAGAACGGGUGCUGCGGCCAAGAGACGCACGCACGAGGAAUGA
This is a messenger RNA of Metarhizium brunneum ARSEF 3297, 624 nucleotides long. The record is from RefSeq and is a predicted model, not a curated record. Lineage: Eukaryota; Fungi; Ascomycota; Sordariomycetes; Hypocreales; Clavicipitaceae.